AUGGCAGCGGAAUACGCUCUGCUGAGGAACGCAGAUGUGUCGCCGAGAGGGAAUCACGAGCUGACGCCGCACGCAAGAGCUUCAGACGUAGACAAGCAGACGGCCACGAGAAAGACGAUCGAUGACGACUUCUGGUUCGAUGCCAAGCGCUUCCCCUCGUUUGAAGAGCUCGCAGCGCCGGAAGGCGGCGAAGGCCGCCACCAGUGCAAAAAUAUCGGCAUCUACGUGAAUGUGUUGGAGAUACAAGAGGUAGACCAGAUCAAGGAGACUUUUACGGCCAUCUUUGUCUUCAUCUUCUCCUACAUCGAUCCGACGUUGAAGGACUAUUUCCCCGAGGUCAAGUACAUUGACGCAAAGAACAGUGUCAAAAAAGUGCAGGCUCAGAUCAAAGGAAUCGAGAAAGGAAACGGGCGAAUCUGUAUGGUGGACAAAGAUGGCCAUGCGCUUCGCAUCUUCAGGCGCGAUCUUCUGGCGGUGGCCAUCGGCGACGUGAAGUGGGACGAGCACAUGAAGCUGGACGCUCGAAACAUCCUUGUUGCUUGCGGCUGA
This is a messenger RNA of Symbiodinium necroappetens, 549 nucleotides long. NCBI's taxonomy places the organism in Eukaryota, Dinophyceae, Suessiales, Symbiodiniaceae. The record is from the annotation of a GenBank genome assembly.